Merops nubicus (carmine bee-eater) is the source of this 1997-nucleotide messenger RNA. RefSeq names its product immunoglobulin superfamily, DCC subclass, member 4 (gene IGDCC4). The record is from RefSeq and is a predicted model, not a curated record. Gene Ontology annotation, cellular component: axon; plasma membrane. The transcript is spliced from 10 exons. Gene Ontology annotation, molecular function: protein binding. NCBI's taxonomy places the organism in Eukaryota, Metazoa, Chordata, Aves, Coraciiformes, Meropidae. The annotation marks the transcript as partial. Gene Ontology annotation, biological process: axon guidance; cell-cell adhesion.
UUCCAUUUGCUCCGACAGAAUUAAAAGUCCGAGCGAAGAUGGAGUCUCUGCUGAUAACCUGGCAGCCCCCAGCCAACCAUGCCCAGAUAUCUGGCUACAAGCUCUACUACCGAGAGGUGGGUCUAGAGGAGUCCAGCAAAGAAAGCCCUUUGGAUGGUCCUGAAGAUGAGAGCUGGGACGUGGGACCCAUAAAACUGAAGAAGAAAGUGAAGCAAUACGAGCUGACUCGACUAGCUCCUGGGAAGCUCUAUGAGGUGAAGCUGGUGGCGUUCAAUAAGCACGAAGAUGGUUAUGCAGCAGUUUGGAAGGGCAAAACAGAAAAGGCACCUGCAACAGCAGUAGAUCCCCCUGUGCAGAAGGGUCCUCCGCUGCCUCCAGUCCAAGUCUAUGCAGAGUCCAACAGCUCAACUUCCAUUUGGCUCAGGUGGAAGAAACCUGACUUCACAACAGUCAAAAUUGUCAACUACACCGUGCGCUUCAGCCCCUGGGGCCUGAAGAAUGCAUCUCUUGUUACUUACUACACAAGCUCGGAUGAAGACAUUCUCAUUAGUGGGCUGAAGCCCUACACCAGGUACGAGUUUGCGGUGCAGUCCAACGGGGUGGGGAUCGACGGGCCCUUCGGCAGCGUGGUGGAGAGGUUCACCCUUCCCGACCGUCCCUCGACUCCUCCCUCUGACCUGCGGCUGCACCCGCUCAACCCCUAUGCUGUGCAGGUGCACUGGUGCCCCCCUGCUGAGCCCAAUGGCAUCAUUGUGGAGUAUCUCAUCCUCUACAACGCCAACAACACGCAGCCAGAUGACAUGUGGACCUUGCUGACACGAGAAGGAAAUAUCUUCAGCACUGAAGUGCACGGCCUGGAAAGUGAUACCAGAUACUUCUUCAAGAUGGGAGCGAAGACAGUGGUGGGAUCUGGUCCCUACUCAAACGUCAAGGACGUGCACACGCUCCGGGAGAAGCUCUCUGAUGUUUUGGAUAUCCACUCUGUCACGGGGAUCAUCGUGGGAGUCUGCCUGGGGCUGCUCUGCAUCCUCUUCUGCAUGUGUGCCAGCUUCCGCAACAGCAAGCAGAGGGAGGCCCUGCCGGGCCUGGAUUCCCAGGCAGCUGGCAACCACUACUACCACCGGAGCAGGCAAGGGCUGGCAGCUCCCAGUGCCACCUUGGACUCGCAUGAGCUGGAGUCCCUCAUGUCCCCACUCGCAGAGGAUGUGUCCCUGCCCCUGGGGGACAUCACGGAGCUGACAGAAGUGCACAGCCUGAUCCACACCAGCCUCCCCGAGGACGUCGUGCACGGGAAGAGGAAGUCUUCAUGGACUAAACCAGGCAGCCAGCCCUGGACAAACAGCAUAGCCAGAUAUGGGGACUCGAUCACCAAAGAGCCUCUCUCUGCUGUGAACGGCUCGCUGAAGCUCCCUCCCAGCGCGGGACAGAAGCUGUUCUUACAAGCUCUGGUCUACGAUGCCAUGAUGAAUGAAGCAAAGAAAAACCACCCUCCAGCCAGCCUCCACCAAGUGGAAGCUGAGGUCAUCGUGCACUCUGAUUUCUCAGCCUCUGACAGAGACUACGACUCGCAGCUGCACACCCUGGAGAGCGACGAGACGGAAGCCGAGGACCAGGAGCCCGAAGAGCUCCCGUCGGCAGAGCUGGCUCUGUGCAGCCCUCCCAGCCCCCAGCAGGACACCGGCCCGGCGGUGGUGGGCUGCACGGGGGGCCCCGAGGUUGGGGCUCAGGAGGAGCCCUCAGGUACCGACAGAAAGACGAACCAGAGAGAGGCCGUUUGUGCCCCUGGGCUCACCAACGGCUUCCACGGGCACCGGGAGAGCCGGGAUUCGGUGGAGAGCGGAGACUCGGACUCCCUCCAGGAAGGCAGGGGGGAUGUGCAGCCUGUCAAGGGCCAGUCACUUUCGCUGGCCCUGGAGGAGGCCCCCCUCUGUAGUGACUCUGGUUUAACCAGUUCAUCCUCAGCAUCUGAGAACGUGGCGUGUGUCCACAGUCAUUGA